GGGAGAUAAAUAAAUAAAAAACACAAUUAGGUUAAAUUAUAAAAAAUGGUUGUGAAGUUUGAAAGAUUUUUACACAAACUAUAUAACUUUAUGGGCAUUUUUUAUAAUUCAACAUUCAAACGACUAAAAUAUUUAAUUAAUUUGAAGCAAUUAGGAAACUAGAUUUCCUCCCUUCUUCGCCAUAUUCCGAUCUCAGCUGUCUCUCUCGACAUCUCUCACCGUCUCGGCUCGCUCAGCCACAGUGCCGCCCACGCGCGUCGCCGUCGCUUCGCUGCUGCACCUCCGUCCAACGUUCAUCCAGCCGCCGCAGUCUCGUGCCGGUAUCUGAUAUGGACAGCCUAGUGGACUCUUUAAAUAACGCAUAUCAGGAGUUUGUUGCUGGAGCAGCUAAUGUUCUUGAAGCAAAUGAAGCCUCUGGGGCUCAGAAGACGGCAGCAACAGAUGCCGCUCUUGAGAAUUUUAAACAAAAAUGGGAGCUGUUCAGGGUUGCUUGUGAUCAAGCAGAGGAGUUUGUAGAGUCUGUGAAGCAAAGGAUAGGAUCAGAGUGCCUUGUUGAUGAGGCCACUGGUUCACUGGCUGGCAAGUCUGGGCAGUCUGGUACCACUGGCCUUCCUCCGAUCAGUGCUGUUCGAUUGGAACAGAUGAGCAAAGCUGUAAGAUGGCUCGUGAUUGAGUUGCAGCACGGCUCAGGAGCUGCUGCUUCUGCUUCAGCACACUCUCAUCAGUCUGCUCCUUUUGAUGCUAGAUUUACUGAGGAUGCAACCCAAUAGGUACCGAUCUUACGAGGUUACGUAAUGAGUUCUUGUUUUUGUGUUUUGGAUGAAAUGGCUUUCUUGGGUGGCGGUGGGGUGUUAACUGUGUAAGAUAAUCAGCUUGAGCUUUGACUGAACAUGAAAAAGCUGAUCCAUUUGUUCUGUAUCUAUCGUUAACUAAUAUAGUUUCAUGUUCUUUGUA
Messenger RNA from Cucumis melo (muskmelon), 954 nucleotides. Its product is annotated as mediator of RNA polymerase II transcription subunit 32. Gene Ontology annotation, biological process: root development; cold acclimation; regulation of DNA-templated transcription. The record is from RefSeq and is a predicted model, not a curated record. NCBI's taxonomy places the organism in Eukaryota, Viridiplantae, Streptophyta, Magnoliopsida, Cucurbitales, Cucurbitaceae. The transcript has 2 exons. Gene Ontology annotation, cellular component: mediator complex. Bases 330 to 770 code for a protein of 146 amino acids.